AUGGCUGAGAGAGAGCCGAGAAGUCGACCAGAUUUCUCAUCAUAUAAAACAGAUGAAUCUAUAGACUCGAGGAGUAGAGCACCCGAGUCACUGCCAUAUACUACCGCUGCUUCCGAAUUCAUCUACGGGUAUUCGAGCGUACUUGCUGCUGUCAAGGCGGACCGACGCAAAUUCUACAACCUGUACAUCCACACCAGAGGGGCGAACAGAGAUGGCCUCCUCGACGAUCGCAGCCUCUUCAAGAAUGUUGCGUCCAUUACCAAAGAAGUCGGAGAUGAGUACAUGCGCGCUCUUGAUAAAGCAAGUAGUGGCAGACCGCAUAAUGGCGUUGUGUUGGAAGCAUCUCCACUUGCUUGCCCUCCGAUUACUGAAUUGAAGAGCGAAUCGGUAGCAAGUGCAUUUUUCAGCGUUGCAGUAGAUCACCAAAGUGCAGAAGACGUGAUUGUCAACGGCAAGCAGGAGCAAUAUUCCUACAAGUCCGCAGGAUGGCGACAUCCCCUAGUACUCUACGUUGAUGGUGUACUCGAUGAAGGUAACCUGGGGGCUAUUGCGCGCUCAGCAUACUUUCUCGGCGUUGACGCAAUCAUAACUCCUACUCGCCAAGUCGCGCCUUGGAGCCACAUUGCACUGAAAGCUUCCGCUGGCGCUGCAGAAGCAGUCCCCGUCUUCAAGGUUCGCGAGCCUGCCGAUUUUCUGGGAAAGAGCUCCAGAAAUGGUUGGAGGAUCUAUGCGAGCGACGCUGUUCCACCGGCUCAGCAGCCUUCUGGCACCUCAGAAUCAGAUGAUGAUGGAGCCAGCAAUGUGAUGUACACAUUCGCAAAGAGUGUGAAACGGUUGCCUGUGGACCAUUGCCCUGUGGAUAACCACCCGACGAUCCUCAUGAUGGGCGCUGAGGCAACUGGCUUGAAGAAUAGCCUGCUCAAUUUGGCGCAUUACAAGGUUGGGAUACGACAUGGCCGCGAUGUCGAUGAGAUUGGUGUUGACAGCUUGAACGUCAGCGUCGCAGCAUCACUUCUCUGCUAUGAGAUGUUGAAGAAACCGAGCGAAGCGACCAAGUCCGAGGAUGCGCUUUUCUAG
This is a messenger RNA of Dothidotthia symphoricarpi CBS 119687, 1077 nucleotides long. RefSeq names its product alpha/beta knot. Gene Ontology annotation, molecular function: RNA binding; RNA methyltransferase activity. The record is from RefSeq and is a predicted model, not a curated record. Gene Ontology annotation, cellular component: mitochondrion. The coding region runs from base 1 to 1077 and encodes 358 amino acids. Gene Ontology annotation, biological process: rRNA methylation. Lineage: Eukaryota; Fungi; Ascomycota; Dothideomycetes; Pleosporales; Dothidotthiaceae. The transcript has 3 exons.